This is a messenger RNA of Antechinus flavipes (yellow-footed antechinus), 4313 nucleotides long. It is a transcript of the gene MBTPS1, whose product is annotated as membrane bound transcription factor peptidase, site 1. Lineage: Eukaryota; Metazoa; Chordata; Mammalia; Dasyuromorphia; Dasyuridae. The record is from RefSeq and is a predicted model, not a curated record. Gene Ontology annotation, biological process: proteolysis. The transcript has 23 exons. Bases 455 to 3613 code for a protein of 1052 amino acids. Gene Ontology annotation, cellular component: Golgi apparatus. Gene Ontology annotation, molecular function: serine-type endopeptidase activity.
UACUCCCCCACCCCCCAUGGAGGGCAGAGGUGUGUGCUCCGUCGCCGCCUCUGCCGCUGCAGCCGUUCCGUUACCCCCGGGUCGGAGGGACGGUGCUUAAAGGGGACGUUCAGCUGCCGGCCAGGGAAGCAGGUUGGCUUGUGAACCUGUUGGUAAUUCCUUUUUGGACUUUGCUUCCUCAGUACAAAUGGAACUCAGGACUCAGUUGUCACAAUCAGAGUGAGCAAAGGCUACAUUGAAGAUGGAGAAGAAGAGAAGAAAGAAAUGAAUGCCUUUUUUCAGGCUAAACCCCAAAAGACCAUGGAAUUCAACUUUUAUUUAUGUUGGACAAGACUGUAAGACAGCUGACCAGCAAUGUUUCAACUUUUGGCUGAAACAAAAAUGAACUAAUAGACAAGAAGGAAAAAACGUGAUUUGAAUUUACGGCAUUUUAAGACCACAUUCUCUCCUGACCAUGAAGUUUGUAAACAUCUGGCUGCUUCUCCUUGUGUUUUUACUCUGUGGGAAGAGGCACUGGGCUAGUGGGCUGGAAAACUCGUCCCAUGAGACCCCUUUGUGCUCUGGGUGCUCCCAGCUUUCUCUGAAGGUGGAGUUCUCUUCAACAGUCGUGGAACAUGAGUAUAUUGUGGCAUUCAAUGGAUACUUUACAGCCAAGGCUAGAAAUAAAUUUAUUUCGAGCGCACUCAAAAGCAGCGAAAUAGAAAAUUGGAGGAUUAUACCUCGAAACAAUCCAUCCAGCGACUAUCCCAGUGACUUUGAAGUGAUACAGAUAAAAGAAAAACAGAAAACUGGAGUGCUGACUCUAGAAGAUCAUCCCAAUAUCAAACGAGUGACCCCCCAACGCAGAGUCUUUCGUUCUCUCAAGUACACUGAGCCUGACCCCUCGGUGCCCUGCAAUGAGACCAGAUGGAUACAGAAGUGGCAGUCAUCACGUCCCCUCAGGAGAGCAAGCCUCUCCCUGGGCUCUGGAUUCUGGCACGCCACGGGGAGGCACUCCAGCAGGCGCUUGUUGAGAGCCAUCCCCCGGCAGGUGGCUCAGACCCUCCAGGCCGAUGUCCUCUGGCAGAUGGGAUAUACAGGAGCUAGUGUAAGAGUUGCUGUUUUUGAUACUGGAUUGAGUGAAAAACAUCCCCACUUCAAAAAUGUCAAGGAGAGAACCAACUGGACUAAUGAGAGAACGUUAGAUGAUGGUUUGGGCCAUGGUACCUUUGUAGCAGGUGUGAUAGCCAGCAUGAGGGAAUGCCAGGGAUUUGCUCCUGAUGCAGAGUUACACAUUUUCAGGGUCUUCACCAAUAAUCAGGUUUCUUAUACAUCUUGGUUUUUGGAUGCUUUCAACUAUGCUAUCUUAAAGAAAAUUGAUGUGCUAAAUCUCAGCAUUGGUGGCCCAGACUUCAUGGAUCAUCCUUUUGUUGACAAGGUAUGGGAAUUGACAGCUAACAAUGUAAUCAUGGUUUCUGCUAUUGGCAAUGAUGGGCCACUCUAUGGCACUCUCAAUAACCCUGCUGAUCAGAUGGAUGUGAUAGGAGUAGGCGGAAUUGACUUUGAAGAUAAUAUAGCUCGCUUUUCUUCUAGGGGAAUGACUACUUGGGAACUCCCAGGAGGUUAUGGUCGUGUGAAACCAGAUAUUGUCACUUAUGGUUCUGGAGUGAGAGGCUCUGGUGUAAAGGGUGGAUGCCGAUCUCUCUCAGGAACCAGUGUUGCCUCCCCAGUGGUAGCGGGUGCUGUCACUCUGCUAGUGAGUACUGUCCAGAAACGUGAAAUGGUGAAUCCUGCGAGUAUGAAGCAGGCCUUGAUUGCAUCGGCACGACGACUUCCUGGGGUCAAUAUGUUUGAGCAGGGACAUGGCAAACUGGACCUGCUGAGAGCCUAUCAGAUCCUCAAUAGUUACAAACCACAGGCAAGUCUCAGUCCCAGCUACAUAGACCUGACCGAGUGUCCGUACAUGUGGCCUUAUUGCUCCCAGCCCAUCUACUAUGGAGGGAUGCCAACUAUAGUCAAUGUGACCAUCCUUAAUGGCAUGGGUGUCACUGGCAGGAUUGUAGACAAGCCUGAUUGGCAACCCUAUUUACCACAGAAUGGGGAUAACAUUGAAGUUGCCUUCUCCUACUCCUCAGUGCUGUGGCCCUGGUCGGGAUAUCUGGCCAUCUCGAUUUCUGUAACAAAGAAAGCAGCCUCCUGGGAAGGCAUUGCCCAGGGUCACGUCAUGAUCACAAUAUCCUCCCCUGCAGACAAUGAAUCUAAAAAUGGUGCAGAACAGACAUCAACUGUGAAGCUCCCAAUUAAGGUGAAGAUCAUUCCUACUCCUCCUCGAAGCAAGAGAGUCCUUUGGGAUCAAUAUCACAAUCUUCGCUAUCCACCAGGAUACUUCCCCAGGGAUAAUUUGAGAAUGAAAAAUGACCCCUUGGAUUGGAAUGGGGACCAUAUACACACCAACUUCAGGGAUAUGUACCAGCAUCUGAGAAGUAUGGGUUACUUUGUAGAAGUUCUCGGCUCACCCUUCACAUGUUUUGAUGCCAGUCAGUAUGGGACGCUGCUGAUGGUCGACAGUGAAGAAGAAUACUUCCCAGAGGAAAUCAGCAAACUGAGGAGGGAUGUUGACAAUGGUCUUUCACUUAUAGUGUUCAGUGACUGGUACAACACAUCAGUGAUGAGAAAAGUCAAAUUUUAUGAUGAAAACACAAGACAGUGGUGGAUGCCAGAUACAGGAGGAGCUAAUAUUCCAGCUUUAAAUGAACUUCUUUCUGUCUGGGGCAUGGGGUUCAGUGAUGGCUUGUAUGAAGGGGAUUUUACCUUGGCCAACCAUGACAUGUAUUAUGCAUCAGGGUGCAGUAUUGCCAAGUUCCCAGAAGAUGGCAUUGUGAUCACACAGACCUUCAAGGACCAAGGUCUGGAGGUUUUAAAGCAAGAGACAGCAGUUGUUGAAAAUGUCCCUAUUUUGGGACUUUAUCAGAUCCCUUCAGAGAGUGGAGGUCGCAUAGUUCUAUAUGGAGACUCUAACUGCUUGGAUGAUAGUCAUCGACAAAAGGAUUGCUUUUGGCUUCUGGAUUCUCUCCUUCAGUUUACUUCUUUUGGAGUGAUAUCUCCAAGUCUCAGCCACUCUGAAAAUAGGCAUCGCCCUCCAAGUGGAGUAGGUUCUGCUCUUCCAGAAAGAAUGGAAGGAAACCAUCUGCAUCGUUAUUCAAAAGUACUUGAGGCCCAUUUAGGAGAUCCAAAACCUCGAGCUCUUCCUGCCUGCCCUCACCUGUCUUGGGCCAAACCCCAGCCUCUAAAUGAAACGGCCCCCAGUAAUCUCUGGAAACAUCAAAAGUUACUGUCGAUUGACCUAGACAAAAUGGCUUUACCCAGCUUUCGAACCAAUCGGCCCCAAGUUAGACCUUUGUCUCCUGGAGAAAGUGGGGCCUGGGACAUUCCAGGAGGGAUAAUGCCCGGCCGUUAUAAUCAGGACGUGGGACAGACAAUUCCGAUGUUUGCCUUCCUGGGUGCCAUGGUAGUUCUGGCUUUCUUUGUGGUGCAAAUCAACAAAGCUAAAAGCAGACCCAAGAGAAGGAAGCCAAGAGUCAAGCGCCCUCAGCUGAUGCAGCAGAUCCAUCCACCAAAGACCCCUUCAGUGUGAUGUCCAGGUAGCUGACCCCUAUCGCCAAAGAGGGCCCUCUGGAAUGGCCUGAGGGGACAUCAGAUGGCUCUUGGUGAUGGCAGCUGUCUAAAAGUGAUCUCAUUUUUUCAUUAAAUGUUGCCCAUCCCAAAUGGGCCUGGCCCGCAUGUGGUGGAGGAGACUCAACUCUCAUGAAACACCAUCUCGUUGCCCUUGGCCCCUGGCAGAAUGGACUCCUCCAGAUGGCUAUGCAGAGAAGCUCCGUGGAAGAGCAGCUGGAUGUACCACGCCAAAGACUUGAAGACUUUCAGAAGGCUGUUGGCUGUUUUUAACUUGAGAGGAAAAAGAGACUUUUGAAAUAGACAAAAAAAAAAUCCUGACCAAAUGGAGAUGUUUGUUAAAGGCUAUUUUCUAUAUUUAUUGUUGGAAAAAGUCACUUUAGGAACUUUUCGGUAUUUGGAAACAAAACUAUUUUUUGGCAAUGGAAUGCAAUUUUUAAAAUAUUAUAUCAUGAGGAGUAAUAAGCUCCAUCCAUCUUUAUGAUGCAAAAGGGACAGACUGAGACUGGAAGGAAACUAGCACAAAUCUGUGAGACAUAGACCUUCACUUUAUUUUUAUAAAUACCAACUGCCAUGAUUUUUUGUAAUUUUGGAUCUUGAUUUCACCAUUGUUGGUGAAGGAAAUUUUCAAUAAAUAUGCAUUAUCUAUAAGAAGCUGAAAA